This is a messenger RNA of Mesoplodon densirostris (Blainville's beaked whale), 2293 nucleotides long. RefSeq names its product YJU2 splicing factor homolog B (gene YJU2B). The transcript has 11 exons. NCBI's taxonomy places the organism in Eukaryota, Metazoa, Chordata, Mammalia, Artiodactyla, Ziphiidae. Gene Ontology annotation, cellular component: post-mRNA release spliceosomal complex; U2-type spliceosomal complex. The coding region runs from base 906 to 2099 and encodes 397 amino acids. The record is from RefSeq and is a predicted model, not a curated record. Gene Ontology annotation, biological process: mRNA splicing, via spliceosome.
GGGCAGAUGGGCGGCCAGGCCCGAUACGGCUGGGGGUCCGUCCACUGCUUCACCCGGCCUCGGAGCCGCCCGAUGGGGACGAACGCGCCGGGGGCCGCGGGGCUCUAGGAACGUGGGCCCGAUGCUCGGAGCCGCCCGCCCCCCAGCCGCGACCCCCGACCCAAAACCCCGGGCCCUGGCCGCGACCCCAGACCUGACCCUAACCCAUAUUAUACCUCUUCAGGUUUUCCUCAUCUGGAAAAUGGGACAGUAAGCCCCUAUUUCUCUGGGUCUUGGUGAAGAUUUUUUUAAAUGACGCUUGUAAAACGGUUUGGCAUGAGAAAUAAUCAAAACUACCAACGUUUAACUCAGCAUCAGGCGCUCUUCCAGAUACUGUAACUCACUGAGUCUUGACAGCAACCUCAUCAGGUUGAUACUUGUAUAAACCCCAUUUUACAAAUGAGAAAACAGGCUCAGAGAGAGAAGCAGUUUGCCCAAAGUCAAGCCGCUAGCAAGCAAAGCAGAGUUGGGAUCCAAGCCCAAGCAUUAUGCCCUGAGCCAGUGGGGUUUAUCAUUAUUCUUGACACCAAGGACCAGAGAUUUCUAUACAUCCACCUUGUAGCCCCACCUGUACCACUCACUGGGGUGAUAAAACCACGCAACUCCAGAGAGUCAGUCCUCUUGCCAUCAUCCACUCUUUACAGACAGACAAACGCCGCUCCUUGGAUGCCUCCUACACCUGCGGGGAGGAUCACCUGAGCCGCCACCACCACCACGCACAGCCCACCGCAUCUUCACAGAGAAGCCGCGACUGUCUGCCAGGCUGUCCAGGAGGGUGGCACUGGGCAGUGAGUCGACAAAGCAGCGUCUCAUCGUCUUUUCAGAUUGCCUGAGUGGCGGGUGAGGACCAGUAGGCAGCUUCCAAGAUGGGUGAAAGGAAAGGUGUAAACAAGUACUACCCUCCGGAUUUCAACCCUACAAAGCAUGGCUCACUCAACAGAUACCAUAACAGCCAUCCCCUUCGGGAGCGGGCUCGGAAGCUGUCCCAGGGCAUCCUCAUCAUCAGAUUUGAGAUGCCCUAUAACAUCUGGUGUGACGGCUGCAAGAACCACAUCGGCAUGGGUGUUCGUUACAAUGCAGAAAAGAAGAAGGUUGGCAAUUACUACACGACCCCGAUCUACAGGUUCCGGAUGAAAUGCCACCUCUGCGUCAACUACAUCGAGAUGCAGACAGACCCCGCCAACUGCGACUACGUGAUCGUGAGCGGCGCCCAGCGCAAGGAGGAGCGCUGGGACAUGGCGGACAACGAGCAGGUGCUGACGACAGAGCACGAGAAGAAGCAGAAGCUGGAGACGGAUGCCAUGUUCCGACUGGAGCACGGUGAGGCUGACCGGAGCACGCUCAAGAAGGCCCUGCCCACCCUGAGCCACAUCCAGGAGGCCCAGAGCGCCUGGAAGGACGACUUCGCCCUCAACAGCAUGCUGCGCAAAAGGUUCCGGGAAAAGAAAAAAGCCAUGCAGGAGGAGGAAGAGAGGGACCAGGCCCUGCAGGCCAAGGCAAGCCUGGACAUCCCGCUGGUGCCAGAGACGGAGGAUGACCGCAGGCUGGCCGCCCUGCUCAAGUUCCACACCCUAGACUCAUAUGAGGACAAGCAGAAACUCAAGCGGACAGAGAUCAUCAGCCGCUCCUGGUUCCCCUCCACCCCGGGACCUGGCGCCAGCAGCAGCAAAGCCAGCGGUGUCCUGAAGAAGCUGUCCCAGAGCCGCAGAUCUGCUCCCACUGGCUCCCCCAUCACCGUGGGGCACCUGGGCAUUGUGCGGCGGCGGUCCCGGGAGGUCCCAGAGAGCCCUCAGCACACGGCUGAGACCCCCAAGUCUGGGGAGCCACGGGUGCCAGAGGGCACCGCCCAGGACAGGCCCCCAUCCCCCAGAGACUGUUCUCAGGAGACAGCCAAGACCUGCAAGAACAGUAGGCCACCGGGGCAGGAGGAGGGCUGUCAGGACAGGCCCCAGCCCCUGCCGGGCUCCUCCCAGGAGGCAGCCAGUCCCCAGGACACACGCCAGCCCUGCAGCCUUAGCUCCUCCCUCGUGGCUGACUACUCCGGUUCGGAGAGUGAGUGAUUCUGGGGGCCAGAUUCACUCAGGAGGCCCCUCACAGGCUGCAGCCCCUUAACCCACCAGCCCUCGGAGAGCUCAGUGACCACCCUCCCCAGACCUCACCUCACAGUAAUGGAGUUGUUAUUUAUUUGGUCCUGGAGAGGGUGUCUGUGCCUUGUGGGACCCCCGACCUCCCAGCAUUAAAACCCUGCUUCUUU